Molecule: messenger RNA, 1294 nt
Organism: Schistosoma haematobium
Lineage: Eukaryota; Metazoa; Platyhelminthes; Trematoda; Strigeidida; Schistosomatidae
Exons: 4
Coding region: 108-638 (176 amino acids)
Biological process (GO): maturation of SSU-rRNA from tricistronic rRNA transcript (SSU-rRNA, 5.8S rRNA, LSU-rRNA)
Cellular component (GO): nucleolus; 90S preribosome
Source: RefSeq, a predicted model, not a curated record
CCCCAUCAGUUGACGAUACCCUAGGAGCACUGCCGGACGAUACCCUAGGGGCGUUGCCGUCAUAUACUAAGCAUUUCUUGCAAGCAAAAUUGUUUUUUAUGUAGAUUAUGGAUGAUAAUAAUGAUGAUGCUCCAUUAGAAACGUCAUUUAAGGAAUUUAAGAAAAAGAAAAUAUAUCUAACAGAAAACCUUAAAAGUGUUUAUCAAGACGGUAUUCAAUCGUUAAAACGUAAACAAAAUCGCAAGAGUGACCCUAGAUUUGACCCUAGAGUUGAUGGUAUUUGUUACGUUGAUGAUUGGGAAUUUUUAGAAGAUGAAAGAGCGAAAACCUUAAAAAAACUAAAAAAGAUGCUGCGUCAGAAUUUAGACCCGAACAAACGUAAGGAAGUGACGGAUGCGUUACAUUUGGUAAGACAACGAAUAGCCACAGCAAAAGAUAGAAAAUUCCGUAAGAAAUUCAUGGAUAAACUGCAGAAGGAACAAAUUGAAAACUUGGAAUCAGGGAGAUCUGUUCGUUUUAUUCCUCGAGCGGAACUCCGUAAACUUGUUCAGAAUGAACGUCUGGCACAAAUGAGCAAACGGCAAAAAGAGCGGUAUUUGAAUAGGAAAAAAAGAAGAUUUACUUCGGAUGAUAGAUAAAUUUAUUUAUAUAUUCUGCAUAUAGUUUUCCUAAAUGAUACAUUCGAAUCGCGCACUGUAAAUUACUGUACAUUUGUAAAAAUUAUUAUCUCAUCCCAACAAUGUUGUAUUCUUUGUCCUCUAUCAGUAUCUGCUUUUUUUUUUAUAUAUAUAUAUAUAUAUAUAUAUAUAUAUAUAUAUAUAUAUAUAUAUAUCGGUAACAUUUUAGUAUUCGGUUCAUACUGAAACUACACGAUCACAAAUUUCAGCAACAUAUGUAACAAUGAAUGUUUAAGUUGAAUUUUACCACUUUCCAAUUGAGCAUAUUAACAGUGUCCUUGCGUGCGUUCAAAGUAUUUCUGAAACAACUUGAUUAAUAAAUUAUAUGUAUAACUUUAUUCCCAUUAUUCUUUCAAUUUAUUAAUCUUAAUUUUCUUACGUUAGGAUCAGUCCUCAGUGAUUGCUCUUUCAAAUGAAGUGAUUUUUAGCUCUAUAGAUAUAAAAAGACUUAUAUAAUUUUCCGUUUAAAGAAUAUUCGUUCUCACAGGUGCAAUUAUUUUAAAAUAUAAUAUAUAUAAAGUGAUACAGCAAUCAAAAGACUUCAUUACAGUCAAUAUCGAAUAAGUUUAGGAUUUGAAGAUUGAAACAAUACAUAUUUAAGUAAGUCAGGAAGCUUC